UCGCUACACCGUACGGUGUGGUUGCUGGAGCUGUCCUGACUUGCAACGUGUCCCGGAUGGAUAUUUGUUUUGAGAGAACGGAGAGAGAGAGAGGAGUGGAGAGCUUAGACCGAAUCUGAAAUGGAAUCGAGCGAAGAUGUGGAGGUUCUGAGCAAGGCGAUCGAGAAAUUACUCGAUGAGAGGAGGAAGCGAGACGCUGCGGGGGAUUCCUUCGUCGAAGACGAUGAUGAUCAGCUUCUUCUCUCUAGGCUUCUCUCUCAGCUCGAAACGCCCAAGCAGAUGAGAAAUGCAGACGACAAAGCAGAUGGGGCAACAGCAGAAGAACAACCAGCGGAUUCGUCGACACCUCCUGAUAAACCGGAAGUGAGAAACCAGAUAAAGGGUCGGUCUGAAAACCAGAAGAAAGAACUCAGUACAGAGGAAUUAGCCGAGGAGAUCAAGAAAGUGAAGAGGCAGAACACGAUAACCCACUUACUUCUCUCGGCCAUGAUCAUCCUCACGCUGUCAUGGCAGCUCUCCGAAUUCUCGAUCAUCAUGACGAUGAAGAACAGAUUAAGCCACCCGUUCAGAUCGUUCGGAGGUAUGCUUGCGGGGAUGAUGAAAGGAGGGGUUAGACCGAUCACCGACCAGCUUCCGGAGAUACAGUGUGCUGAGCCUUCAAAGGAGCAAAACAAUCACAACGGAACUCACUCUUUGCCUUCUCUCAAAGUGCCUGAGAUGCUAAGAGAUUUGGGUUUUAACGAAGACGACCAAUGAUUUCUGCUUUUUGCAGGAACCAAUGGGUUUGUUCAUAUGAUUGUAUGUAUGGCGCCUUUGCAGCUGCUUUCUUGAAUUGGUCGAUCAAGAAACAUUGACCAUUGUCCUUAAAAAAAUUGUAUUUGUUGGAACCAUAUGUGUUAUGGAAAAUAAAAUUCAUUAAAAAAAAGAUAAA
This is a messenger RNA of Tarenaya hassleriana, 931 nucleotides long. RefSeq lists its product as uncharacterized. The transcript has 2 exons. The coding region runs from base 121 to 756 and encodes 211 amino acids. NCBI's taxonomy places the organism in Eukaryota, Viridiplantae, Streptophyta, Magnoliopsida, Brassicales, Cleomaceae. The record is from RefSeq and is a predicted model, not a curated record.